This is a messenger RNA of Heterotrigona itama, 426 nucleotides long. Lineage: Eukaryota; Metazoa; Arthropoda; Insecta; Hymenoptera; Apidae. The record is from the annotation of a GenBank genome assembly.
AUGGUGAAAAUGAAGGCAGAAUCGAUCGAUACUGAGAAACCGAGUCGUGGUGUAUCAAUUAUGAAGGAGAACGUGAUGCAUGAUGAUGAUUAUGGUGUUGAAGCAGAAUUGACAAGUCUUUCAUGGCUGCAAUCCCUCGAUAUUACAAGUGCUUCUAGUCUGCCCACACCGCCCUGUUCUCCAUCUCCACCCCCUAUAACGCGACAGCCAAGAAAAAAGCUCUCACCCCUGAUCAAGGCCGAAUUAGAUCUAGCAGCGAAUGCUGAGAAGUAUCGAACUGACCCAGACGCAAAACCGCCAUUUUCGUAUGCCACGAUCAUUUGCCUGGCGAUGCGUGCGAAUAAUAACAAAGUGUCACUAUCGAACAUAUAUGCGUGGAUUCGAGAGAACUUCUUAUUUUAUAAAUACGCUGACCCAGCCUGGCAG